GAUUGUCAAUCAGAGAGAUCAAUGUUUGAAUCUUCCAACACUCCAUUUUUGGUGCCUGAUUCUCAAGGGGUUCUCAUGGCUGCAAAGGAUGUGAUGAAUAAUGAUGCACCUUGGUUGGACAAUAAUACCCCUCUGGGAAAACAUAUCAUACACUCGAGUAUCAUUCAUGAUCUGGCUAACAGGCUAGGGAUUCAAUGCCUUCGUUCCAUCUCUUUAGUCAGUGAGGAAAUGAUAAAAGAUUUACCCUGUAUGGAAUAUGCAAAGAUCCAUGAGCUUCUUGAAUUAUAUGGAGGGAAAGAUUUCUUGUUAUAUGAUCUUAUUGAGCUUGAAGACUGCUGUAAAGCGAAAAAGCUUCAUAUAAUUUUUGACAAAUGCGAACAUCCAUCCCAAUCAUUGCUGAUACAAAAUUAAGGAGAUUUUUAAGGGGUGACAUGCUUAAUUAUGGAUUAGGGUUAACGAGUUGUUAUUCUAUAACUGAUCUUCCUUCAGUUGUCUCUGGUGGCUUUUUAUAUAUGUUUGAUCCUUGUGGUAAAGCUUUUACUCUACCUUCAUCAAGUCAUUCUCCAGUUGCAAAUAUGUUUACUUUGACAGAUUUACACUGA
This is a messenger RNA of Lactuca saligna, 602 nucleotides long. NCBI's taxonomy places the organism in Eukaryota, Viridiplantae, Streptophyta, Magnoliopsida, Asterales, Asteraceae. The record is from the annotation of a GenBank genome assembly.